AUGGCCACUCGAUCGGAACCCUUCAGUGGUAGCCUGUUGCAACCGAAAGUGAUCAUUCAUCGUGUUGUAGCGCACGAAGAUCCGCCAUUCCGUCCCAACAUACCGUCCAUGGAAAUGAAGCCAGAAUACAUAGAACUGAUGGUGGAUUGCUGGGAUGACGACCCUGAAGAAAGACCGCAUUUUUACCGCAUUGUGGAGCGACUAAAGAAAAUAAGUGGCAGAGGGUCAAACAUCAUAGAGAACAUGGUUACCAUGAUGGAAAAACACGCCAAUCAUUUGGAACAGCUGGUAGAGGAACGAACCAGGCAGCUUAAUGAAGAGAAAGAAAAGACCGAGAAAAUUCUCUACCGGUUACUCCCCCCCACUCGCCGAAUCAAAUCUUUCUUUCAANUUGUUGAGAUAAACAGAUCUGCUGACAAUGACAACGCCAUUUCCUUUGUCCGGUUUGGUGAUGAUGAUGCUGUGAUCAUUGCGUAA
Molecule: messenger RNA, 477 nt
Organism: Orbicella faveolata
Lineage: Eukaryota; Metazoa; Cnidaria; Anthozoa; Scleractinia; Merulinidae
Product: atrial natriuretic peptide receptor 1-like
Biological process (GO): intracellular signal transduction; receptor guanylyl cyclase signaling pathway; cGMP biosynthetic process
Cellular component (GO): plasma membrane
Molecular function (GO): peptide receptor activity; guanylate cyclase activity; ATP binding
Source: RefSeq, a predicted model, not a curated record